AUGGAUCCAUUGGAUCCAAUGGACCAUUGGACAUACUUCCUUUGCCAUCUCACAGGCCUGCUACCUGCAUGUGGUCCAUGCCAACUUAUGACGUCAUUCGAGUUAUUUGCUGCACAACCAAAUGUCCACUGGACAUAUGCCUGUCCAUUGGAUCCAAUGGACAAAAUCAAAUGUCCACUGGACAUAUCUAUGUCCAUUGGAUCCAAUAGACAGCUGAAAUGUCUAUUGGACAUAUGUCUGUCCAAUGGAUCUAUUGAAUCCAAUGGACCAUUGGACAGAAAAGGCACUCACUGGCUCUCAGGUAUAUUGGGUGUGACAGUAAAAUUUGGGCUGUAUUUCAGCCUACGCGCAUUCAUAAACAAAACAUGCACUACAUAGACGUUAACAAACACAGUUAUUCUGGUUUUAUGUAAUCAUGACUGGAGCGUUAUUUUGUCAACGCCUGGAACCUGUGACAUUCACUCACCUGACUUCGCUCAUCGACUUCGGACAAGAUCGAAUUCGGCGCCCCCCUCCCCCCCAAUAAUAGAGGCAACACGUACUAAGAAAACUUAAAAUAAACUCCACUUCUUAACUUGGCCCCAUAUUCAAUUUGGCGGUAACGCGCGGAGCAUUAAUUGGAGGGGGUUCAAAGAUGCGUCUGACUAUCAAUUAGGUAUUCAGGGACGUAGCGACCGUCGGGUGGGGUGGGGAGGGGAGGAAGAAGGUGUGUGAAGGGGCCGAGGUUGUAAACCUGUGAAACUCAGGUAAAUAUCAGGUAAAAUUUAAGUUUCCAUUUUGACAUUUUCAAGCAUAAUGUUAGUCAUGGCAACACGAUAAUUGUUAACGUUUUUACUUUUUUGUACAAACCUGCAAAAAAUAGACGAAACUUGAACAAUUUUAAAUAUAGAACUAUCAAUUUCUAAAAUAUAUAAAGCAGGUAUAUUAUUCUGGUUUCUAUGGACUUUAUUUUAAUGUAAAAUUCAAAACGAAUCUCUGCACAAAACGUUUUUAAAUGUGAAUUGAAUUCAAUCGCUUUUUGCCGAUAAACUCUUCAACUCGAGCUUCAACUUAUUACUCGCAGUUUGAAAUGAAAUAAAUUUAAUUGGUACAGGACACUAGUGAAAAUAAUUUGCUUUCCUUUUUAUCAACUUCUACAAAAGUUAAUUUAACUGAGAAACUUUCGCAUACAAUGCAUAGGAAAGAUUUGAACAACAAGAACAAAUUGUAUAUAGUAAUUAGUAUAUUUAUUUAAUACAAAGGCAUACAUAAACAAUUGAACAAACUUGCCCUAUGCUUCCGAAUUUCUCAUACUAAAUCAAUUCUUAUUAAAAAUAUUGAAAAACGUUUUAAAAUUUGUUAUGUGAAACGAUUUUCCAAGCUUUCUUGCAUGUAUUUUUAUAUUUUGCCUUCUUCACUCCUGGCAAACAAACAGCCAUAUUUUUGAGAACAGUGAUGACCCACGGUAACCCACGCCCGCGAUCAAUAUUGAUGAACUUUCGAAUUCGCUAAUGCUUUCGUUUCCCCGGGUGUAAAUAGCCGGGCGGAAUUAAUACCUCGCCCCGGGCUUACGCCCAGAAAGGCGCUUUGCGCCGUUGGCUCGGGGAUUACUAGUUACUUAGGGGCCGAUUACAUGGAGCAUUUUCAACCCCGGGGUUGAACUCAGCCCUGUUUACCGGGUUGAAAUUUCAGCCCUGUCUGUAAUACAAAACUCUAUCAAAAUUAAACGCGCGAUUACAUGACAAAAUUUUUAACCCAGGGCUGAGUUCAACCCCGGGGUUGAAAUUUCAACCAUGCUUCAGCUGGCAGCUUUCAACCCAGGGCUGAAAUUAUCAUGAGUUAUUCGAACAUGCGUGGUGGUGACUAUUUAUUACAAGAAAACAAAAUAAAGACUUUUUACUUCCGCGAAUCGAUGCCGAGAACGUACAGUAUAACGUUUUAACCCCGGGGUUGAAAUCGUCCAUGUAAUCGCAAAAAAUUUCAACCCGGUUAACAGGGCUGAGUUCAACCCCGCGGUUGAAAAUGCUCCAUGUAAUCGGCCCCUAAGACUAUGUAAAUUGUAUAUUUCCUUCUAAAAGUCCUUCUUUUAAUUUCGAUUUAAAAUCGUUGAUAUCAACAUUAGAUUUUAAUUCGCCAUUAGAUUUUAAUUCCAUGCGUUCCAGAUUUUGGUUCCUCUGUAUUUGAAUGUUCUUAUGCCGGUCGUCGUCCGAUUCUUUGAAAUGUCAAGAUCAUUUUGGCUUCGUGUAGCGCGAUCAUGGAUAUUUGAUUUCUUUUUAAGAAUUUGUGACCUAAUUGCGAGGGUGCUUGAUUAUAUAUCCAUUUGUAGGUGAGGACAACGUCUCAAUUGUAGAUGCUCUUUCAUUGGUAACCAAUCGAGUUCCUUUAAUAAAGGAGAUAGGCCUACAUGGCAUCAUGUAUGUCAUGGAGGCAACUUGA
Molecule: messenger RNA, 2415 nt
Organism: Paramuricea clavata
Lineage: Eukaryota; Metazoa; Cnidaria; Anthozoa; Malacalcyonacea; Plexauridae
Source: the annotation of a GenBank genome assembly